Molecule: messenger RNA, 543 nt
Organism: Fusarium musae
Lineage: Eukaryota; Fungi; Ascomycota; Sordariomycetes; Hypocreales; Nectriaceae
Exons: 2
Coding region: 1-543 (180 amino acids)
Source: RefSeq, a predicted model, not a curated record
AUGCUCCUAUUUUCUAUUGUCUCUUUCUUUUUGUUCUGGACGCCGGUCUCGGCUCUACAAGUCACACCCAACUCUCCCUGUUCCCAGUUCUGCCUUGACCGGUCAGAUCCCAACUCCUACGAAACCCGUGGCAGCGAGAUUGUCUGCGACGAUGACGACUUCAAGAGGAAGGCAGCAGGCCAGAAGUUCCAAAGAUGUCUGGCUUGUUUGCAGGACAGUGCUUUCAAGCAGGGCGACGAAAGUGACCAAGAUUGGUUCUUGUACAACAUGCGUUACUCUUUUGACUACUGUAUCUUUGGCUACCCAAAUGCAACCGGCAUCAGUUCCGGCCCCUGUAUCACAUCUGAAGCUUGUGGCCCCAUCGGGAAUGCUCUGAAGAAAGGCAUUACGGAACCCAACGAUAGAGAACAGUAUGAUUACUGUGACACUGAUGACAAAGCGAUGCUCGGCGAUGCGGUUGAUAAAUGCCAGGCAUGUGUCAAGGCGGAUAGCUCCCAGACAAUCAUAUCGAAUUGUGAGCCGUUCCCUAACCCGGCUGCUUGA